Messenger RNA from Homalodisca vitripennis (glassy-winged sharpshooter), 7982 nucleotides. It is a transcript of the gene cut, whose product is annotated as homeobox protein cut. The transcript is spliced from 13 exons. Gene Ontology annotation, biological process: regulation of DNA-templated transcription. The record is from RefSeq and is a predicted model, not a curated record. Bases 819 to 5069 code for a protein of 1416 amino acids. Gene Ontology annotation, molecular function: DNA-binding transcription factor activity, RNA polymerase II-specific; DNA binding. Lineage: Eukaryota; Metazoa; Arthropoda; Insecta; Hemiptera; Cicadellidae.
GAGGAUCGUGGCGUGCGCGCGGUCCGCUCUCUCAGACUACAUCAGUCACAUUUGUUACGUGGACGGGAAACCACGUUCUCCGCUCACUCCGCCUCACGCUCACGAUCACCGAGAUACUACAGGCGGCCAGAUACUUCCGCGAUCUCGACACCCGUUAUAUCAGUAUUUAUUUUUUUCUAAAUUUUUAAUUAAUCAAAUACAGAAGAACAGUUUUAAUAUUUUCUGUCGAUUUCACGAUAAAUUUUCUUUUUGCGUCUUGGAAGAAUUUAUUGACGUCGUCAAGAUCAUCAAGAGUCGUCUCGAAGAUGAUGGACGGUCACACCGGAGGGUGGAAUGGUCGUCAGCUGGUGCGGUCUCGCCAGUAGUCGACGGCGGAAGAAGACAGCGGCCGCAGCGACAGCAGCUUCUCAAGACGGCGGUCUUCUCCUUCGUGGGUGCCUCAGUGCGGUCAGAUAAACACAUUAUCUCAGUGUUACAGACAUUUCAGUCCGACUUUCCAGUAUUUAUCUUUGUGGUUCACUGUUCUCGUCAAGGUACCGAGAGACUGUCGUUUAGGACAAAGUGGUCGAAUAGUAGAUAUCUGUGAUCUGUACGAAGUGCGUAAGUUACAGCCGAGAUUCGUGGUAAGGUAUCCUGUCGACAGCGGUCUCUUAUCACUGACUCAGAUACAGUAUUGUAGGUUCAGUGUAUCGAAGUGGACCAAUCGAAUACUUGAAUGAGAGUUGUUGGGACCAAUCGGAGUACGGAGAUCACCACGCCCGCGCCCCGACGAUAAGGUAUCGCUUAUCUAUUAGCGAGAUGACUUAGCUUCUCGAGUGAUGGAUAUUCAAGCGAUGCAGUCGAUGGACUGGCUAUUCAAGAAAGAACGAAUCUACCUGUUGGCGCAAUUUUGGCAGCAGAGGGCCACACUAGCAGAGAAGGAAGUGACGGCGCUGAAGGAGCAGCUCUCAGCUUCAAACCAAAGUCCCGCCGACAAGAUGAGCGGCUCCGACGACAUCAAGCGAUCCUCCGCGGAGGUCGAGCUCAAUGCCAAAGACAAAGAGAUUUCCCAAUUGAUCGAAGACGUCCAAAGGUUACAGUCUAGUAUAGGUAAGCUGCAGGAAAAUUCUGCAAACCAAAUCGCACGACUAGAAGAGGAGCUGGAGCACAAGCGACAACUCAUCUCCAGACUGGAGGCACGUCUGGACGCACAAAGGGACUACGAGGACCUCAAACGUCAACUAAGCUUCCUAAAGUCGAUAGAACUUCCACCCAACAGUGAAGGCGACGUGAAGACGCUGGAAAGUCUGCUUCUUGAAAGAACCAAGGCGGCCCAGCACCAAGCCGAAGCUCUCAAAGCUCCUCCUUGCUCGACCCCUUCGGACAUGCAUGGCGCUGCAGACAUGUCCGUGGACUCGAGCGGCCCACUUCUGUUCCCAGCACCCGCGCCCCCUCCGUCCCAGCCGUCUCUACAGAAUGUCGAGACGUUCGGCUCGUUCCUAGGGGAAGAGAUAGUGGCCAACUGGAGGCGGUCCCUGGAACGGACGAUCCUCAGUCAGGGAUCGACGCCUCAGCACUUGGGCCGAGUACUGCCGCCUCCUGACGGCCGAUCCUCCAGCGUCGGCCCCCUCGCCCAGUCCCCGGUCAACGCAACCCCUCCGCCCCCUCACACACCGACACAGAAUGUCGACAUCUCCGACGAUACCGGAAAGUCAAGGUUCGAGGAGCGAGAGCGGGAAAGGGAGAGGGAGCGAGAGAGUGCAGAGAGGGACCACGAGCCCGCCGUGACCUCUUCCUCCGGCAGCCAUCGACCCUCCAGCUCGCCCGCGGUCUCGGCGGAUCUCCAACUCAACGGCAGCUCCACGCCCUGUAAGAGCCCCGCGGCCGAGUCCGACCUGGGCUGCAACAACAACUCGCCACACCUCAACAACAACAACAACAACAUGCCUGGAAGUCUAGUCAACGGUUUCUGUGGGCUCAACGUCGGCCUGAACAACAACGUUCUUCACCCGUCCUCUCAACUGAAUUUCAACGACGUCAUGAAGAGCCCCUUCAGAUUCGACGAUAGGCCGUCGUUCCGGUUCGGCAGCGAGGACCCCGGAGCGAUCGUCGGUCGGUUCGGCGAAUCGCUGAUCCCGAAGGGCGACCCGAUGGAAGCGCGGCUCCAGGAGAUGCUCCGGUAUAACAUGGACAAGUACUCCACCCAGAACCUCGACACCCUCCACAUAGCGAGGAGAGUGAGGGAGUUGCUGUCCAUUCACAAUGUGGGUCAGCGCCUGUUCGCCAAGUAUGUGCUGGGACUGUCACAGGGCACAGUGUCUGAACUGCUCUCCAAGCCCAAGCCCUGGGACAAGCUCACAGAAAAGGGCCGCGAUAGCUACCGCAAAAUGCACGCCUGGGCUUGUGACGACAACGCCGUCAUGCUUCUCAAAUCUCUCAUACCAAAGAAAGGUGUUGGUUCCGGCAAAGAUAGUGGAAUCCCUGCCAUGUUCGCCAGGGACACCGGAGAUAUGACUGAAGAGAGAAUCGCCCACAUACUCAGUGAAGCCAGCCAUCUCAUGAAAACCGAGGACAGCCACAGCAAUGAUGACAGUAGAUCACCAACACAGCCUCAGCAAUGUUCAUCACCACCUGGCAGGGGAGAUAACUCCCAGAACCGAAAACUAAAGAAGUACGAGAAUGACGAUAUUCCUCAGGAGCAAGUAGUGAGGAUAUACCAGGAGGAACUAGCCAAGCUGAUGGGCCGCAGGUUCGAGGACUCUAUGAGAGGGGAACAGACAUAUCCUGGACUGUUAUUCCCUCAUUUCUUCGGCAGUGGGGCGAGCGGGCCCGGGUCUGCAGAGGAGAUCCGGAUGGCUCUGGACGCGUACCACCGAGAGUUGGCCAAGCUGAACUCUCAAUGUGCGAGUGUUCCCGGUGCCAACCUGCCCGGCCUGCUGGCCCUGCAGCAGCAAGCCCUGAGUCAGCAGCAAGUCCUCACAGGACACCACAACGGUAUGGCCCAAGACCUUUCCUUACCCAAGGAGCGCAAGGACGCCAAACUGCCGAAUGGUGAGCGGCCAGGGAUGUCCGCUGGGAGUUCAGCCAGUUCUCCUCUCGGCAACUCCAUCCUGCCUCCAGAAGACUUCUCCCCUUCGGCAGCGGUCAGUCCCCUUCAGAGGAUGGCUUCCAUCACCAAUGCCCUCAUCUCUCAGCCCUCCACACCUCACCAUCACUCGCCGUCCCAACGCCCUCUCAAAGCUGUCCUCCCGCCUAUCACUCAGCAACAGUUUGACCAGUUCAACAACCUCAACACCGAGGAAAUUGUGAGAAAGGUGAAGGAGCAGUUGAGUCAGUUCUCCAUCAGUCAGCGUCUUUUUGGUGAGUCGGUGUUGGGACUGUCACAAGGCAGCGUCUCAGACCUUCUAGCUCGCCCCAAGCCCUGGCACAUGCUUACGCAGAAGGGCCGAGAACCGUUCAUUCGCAUGAAGAUGUUUCUAGAGGAUGACAAUGCGGUCCAUAAACUGGUCGCCUCUCAAUACAAAAUUGCACCAGAGAAGUUGAUGCGAACUGGAGGAUAUGGAAUAAAUUCUCCAGGAUCAUCUAUCUCAAAACCAUUGCCUCCAAGUGCAGGAAAGAUGCCUCCGAUGCCUCCAUCAAUGGACAUGAAACCAAGUGACAUGGGACUGAACCACCUCAACUACCUUCAUCCACCGCAGCAGGUGCCUCCACCGCCCCCUCCACCACACCACAUCCCCCCACCUCACCAUCUGCAACUCAACAGCAUGGAACACUUGAAGAAGAGUCAUGGUGGUCCUCCGACCAUGGUGCCCCAGUGCAACACCAUGCCACCCCACCAGGUGAACUCCGUUAUGAGGAACCUUGGCCAACAAGUAGCACCAUCCGUCUAUGAGAUGGCAGCAUUAACACAGGAUCUAGAUACGCAAACCAUCACCACCAAGAUCAAGGAAGCCCUCCUGGCCAACAACAUUGGCCAAAAAAUUUUUGGAGAAGCUGUUCUGGGCCUUUCUCAGGGAUCAGUCAGUGAGCUGUUGUCAAAACCAAAACCAUGGCACAUGCUCAGUAUCAAAGGGAGAGAGCCAUUCAUCCGCAUGCAACUGUGGCUGUCGGACACUCACAAUAUCGACAGACUGCAAGCCAUCAAGUCGGAGCGGCGAGAAAUGAACAAGCGACGGAGAGGGUCAGGACAGCAGGACAACAGCAGUGACACCUCCUCCAACGACACGGCAGAAUUCUACCACAGUAGCGCCAGUAGUCCCCCCUCUGCAGCCAAGAAGCAGCGAGUCCUUUUCUCCGAGGAGCAGAAGGAAGCACUGAGGCUCGCAUUCGCUCUGGAUCCUUACCCCAGUCUGAGCACCAUCGAGUUCUUGGCCAACGAGUUGACCCUCGCUUCUCGCACCAUCACCAACUGGUUCCACAACCACAGGAUGAGGCUAAAGCAGCAAUCACCUCAUGGCAGUGACUCCAGUCAAUCCAACAGAGAAAGUCAGGGAUCAGGAUUCGAUCCUAACCAGUUUAGAAUGCUCCUCAGUCAGCGUUUAGGACUGAAUGCUCUUCCCAUGCCGUUCCCUACUCCUUAUUUCCCUCCAAAUCCGGAAUUAGCAGCUCUCAUGCAACGAGGAAUUUUACCUAUGAGAGAGCAGGAUUCCGGGCUGGAUCUGACUGUAAAGCACGAGGCGGGCUCCGAUGACGAGGAUAAUGAGAGUAGGUUAGACUCUGAAGACUCGGACAUCGGAGUACCUGAACUUCCUCAAGCUCCCUCCGGGUCGAGUAGACGAAAACCUGCCGCCCCCCAAUGGGUGAACCCGGACUGGCAAGAAGAAUCUGAGGUCAUCAUCAAUGGAGUGUGUGUGAUGCAGACGGACGACUACAACGAGAGGGAGCGAGAGAGUGAGACUGUGAGAGUGGAGCCGACGGCAGUAGUAGAGGAAGACGAGGCUCGAAGUUCCACGCUAACACAAUCCUUGCCUCUGCCCUCCCCCUGCCCUUCCGACAUCAAACAGGAACCCGUCAAUGACGACAACCAAAAAACCGAACAAGAAAAAACGUUACAGACUGUUAAAGAAGAAAAGUGGGAUAGUGAAUUUUAAUACAAGUUUUCCACAAGACUUUGGGAUCGAAAACGGGUAAAUGUUAAUUAAAUACUCGGUGUUCAUAGAAAAUAUUAAAUGUGAUUUCGUUUUUGUGUUCAUAGAUGCGUGCUAAAUAAUGUAAUGACAUGUGAAUCUGUUCAUGAGUUUUACCUUAUGGCUGAGAUGUGCAUUAAGAACACCGCAACACAACUUUUCAUUGAACAUUGCAUGGAAAAAUGUGUUUUAAACACUGCAAGCUGGUUUGACGGCAGUGGAAAUGAUCUCGCAAUACCCGGACUGAUCCACUCCGUGAUAAUACGUUAUUUAUAGAUUCUCGAUUAAACUGGAAGGUACAGUGUUAUUAGUACUGUACUCUUCAAUUAGAUAUGCUAUAUCAUAUCAGUGAUAUUCAUUUGUGUACAGUAUCACAAAAUCCAGUGUUGUCUUCUUUACGAUUCCUCAAAAACGUUGUAAAUUAUAAUUUAUUUAAACAAUAUGUGCAAACAUUGAACAUUGUAAGGGUGAUAUGGAAGGAUUAGAACUCGUGCGUAUGAAUCUUGUAUUUACAAGACGUGUAUAUUCUUAUCCUGUAUCCCGAUUAUAUAUUACCAUUUGCAAUGGAGUUAAUAUCAAAAGUGCAAUCAACGAAUGAUGUUUAUGUAGUUAUUUUAGUUUAUUAUUCUUUUAUCAUAUUUUAAAAAUCUUUUAAAGAUUAGCCUGGUGUUUCUGUAGAUUCCUGUCUGACAUGGGCAUUUAUUGUUUGUAAAUAUAUUGCUGUUUCAUGUAGCCAUUCUUGUAAUAUAUGUUAAGAUCAAAAUUGUUUUCUUGUACUUUUUUCUUGUUGUGUGUAUAUGUUAUGUUGGAGUUGUUGAUAUAAUCAAAGAUGAUAAAUAAGACUGGUUAUCAUUGUUAGUUAUGAUGUCAUCGUUUGACACACUCGACGAGUACAAUUGGAAAGAGAUGAUUUUUGUUUUCACUUUAAUUAUAAAUAUAUAUAUAUCUCUCGUUUUCCUUUGACGUUAAUAAUGUAUCCUUAUUAUUGUGAUAUAAAAGUAGUAGCGCAUAAUGUAUUCUAUUGGAGUGCGCCCAAAUAUUGUUUUUAUACAUCUAGGAAAAGAAUAUCCAAAGUAAACGUAAAAGUAAAGAUGAUAACGGUUCGCUUCAGACCUCUUUAUUUUAGUACGUACAAUAAUGUACACAUAUUUAUAUUUCUGUUGGGUGAAACCCUAAAAUUUGUCUUCUAAAUUCUUCCGUGGUACUUUCUCGUAUUAGUAUAAUUCAAUUACACUCAGGACGUUCAAAUUUUUCGUUUCAAAAUGAUUUGGUUUUCUAUAUUAGUGAAUGGUAGAUAUUCUCGGUACGCGUGUGUGUAUGAGUGUUGUAUGUUUUCUACCAGACUAAAUACGGCCAAAUGUCGCUUUAGCUUGCCAACAGUGUAAAUACUGGGAACCGGUCCUGUUCUAGAACUCGAGCGGAACACUCGUCAUAGAAUCAUAUCAUGAAAAUACCUCACCAUCAAUGUUACAGGCUGCUCUAGCUUUUUAAUUUUUAUAGACAAAUUUAGUUUUCCCCUUCAGAGUCGAAGUUAUAUACAUGACUAACUGAUAAAUAUGAGUAUUUAUAGCAUUUCACAUGGGCAUUUUCCAUUCCUCGACACCAGGAAUGUUUGAAUUAGAUUUAAUAAAUACUGUGUAUUCAAAUAUUCCGCUGGUAUAAAAUAUAUAUAUAUAUUUUGCUCACGUUAAUAAAAAUUGUAAAGUCGAAGAAAACAUCACAAAUGUGAUAUUUUUCUAAAACAAACUUAGUUUGCAUUGUUGUCAUCUAGUCUUCCUAAUACGUCUAGUCCGACUGUACCAGGCUGGACCGCAGAACACUCUUUACUUUUUUUAUAUUGUAUGUUAUUUACUUAGGUUACAAUUGCAACUGUCGCCUUAUAACUGAAUAUCAGUAGGCUGUUACUGGAUCUGCACGAAAAUGAUCUCAAUUCACACAAGUCACUGGUUAUUUUGGUUUUUUUUUAGUCUAAAUACUCACAUAAAACAAGAAACUGUAAUAAAUUUAAAACUCCUUAAGACGAUUUAUAGAUUUUUUAAUUUAGAUUAUAAGAAAUCAGAGAUCCUAAUCAUUGAAAAUUUUGAGUCAGAGAUUUAUACCCUAAUGUUAUACAUAACGAAGUUCUUCCUUGCUUUGUUUUUCUUUGUAAUUAUAAUCCUUAAACAGUGAUUAUUUUUUUGCGCCUUUUUAUCUAUUGUUUUUGGAAGAUAACAUUUAUUUAUUGAUAUGUUGUGAUGCAGUAUUAUUCUCUAUCGCAUUAUAUAAUAGCUAUAAAUAUAAAUAUAUAUAUAUAUACGGUAUUAUCGUAAGCUGUCGUACCACCAGACGGCUAAUUGUACAGUUUUCAACAGACCUAGUUGUAUAUAACAUCCAAAGAUUGUUUACGCUAGAUACUAUUAUACUAUUAUUAUUCUAUUGUCAUCAUUAUAUCUUUUAAAUAUGUUAACUGUUUCUUUUUUAUCCAUUUUUCAUUAUUGUUGGUUAUACACAUACAUUGGAUUAAUUUAAAAUCUACUGUACCGUUAUAGUUUUUGUUACUGUGAUCCAAUGAUGUUGCUUUGUUUACUCUUUAAGUUGUGAUCAGGGUUAAAGCGCUAUUUAAAAAUUUAAGAAACCUUUAGUUUGUCCAAAUCAACUCAGUAAAUAUAUCAUCAUCCACAAAAUAUUUAUUUGGCCAUUGCUAUCAUAUGUUCAGAUUUUUUACUCCCUGUGGACUUAAAAGUUUUACAAAUAUAUAAAAAUUGUUUUAUUAGUCAAUAUUUCUUCAUUGUAAUAAAAUAUUUUUCUCUUCCCACUAAAUAAGAUUAUUACUACCUGAAUGUACAUACUUCCUCCAUAUCAUUGUGUCUUCAUUAAUAAAAUGAAGUUUCUAAAAUA